AUGGUGAUGCCCUCGGAGAAUGCCCUACGACGACCGAUAAUCAUCGAAAUUGACCUGGAAUAUGACGACGACGACGAGACUGAAGACGAGGACUUUACCAAGUCGCCAACGUUGACUCACGUGUCGUGCUCAGAGGAAGACGCUGAACCUAUACCGAUAAUAAAGCGAGAGCCAUUCCUACCAAAGCCUAUACCAAACGACCGGGAAAUCAUUCCAAUAUCGUCAAUGGAGACUACUCCUAGGGUGUCGAUCCCGGGAGAUCUUGGUCCCCAGCCUAGUUUCCAAGUGGAAGGUUACGAAGUCAGUGACGCGUCUAGCCAAGUGCUGCUUGCUAGUGUCCCCUCCAUCAGUACCUUGAUGACCUCGUGUAUGGGAUCCCCUCCAACUGUAACAAAGAAAGCAGAACUAAUACGAGAGGAACCAAUACGAGAAGAACCAAUAAGGGAAGAGCCGUUAAGGGAAGAACUCGUAAGGGAAGAACUGGUAAGAGAAGAACCAGUGAGGGAGGAACCAGUUAGAGAGGAACCAGUUAGAGAGGAACCGGUAGGAGAACCUGUUAAAGUCUUGCCUCAACCAAAGAUGGGGGAGCGACGGUACAAGAUCCCGAAGCAGGGGCUGCUCGCCAGCUUAUGCCAACAAACAAACACCGCCAAGGUUCGGGUGGGGCUAUCCAAACGACUCAAAAUCGAACCGCUUCACGAUAACAUCCGCCGCAAGUAA
Diutina rugosa is the source of this 720-nucleotide messenger RNA. RefSeq lists its product as uncharacterized. The record is from RefSeq and is a predicted model, not a curated record. NCBI's taxonomy places the organism in Eukaryota, Fungi, Ascomycota, Pichiomycetes, Serinales, Debaryomycetaceae. The coding region runs from base 1 to 720 and encodes 239 amino acids. The transcript has a single exon.